Messenger RNA from Guillardia theta CCMP2712, 4677 nucleotides. RefSeq lists its product as hypothetical. Gene Ontology annotation, biological process: transcription by RNA polymerase II. NCBI's taxonomy places the organism in Eukaryota, Cryptophyceae, Pyrenomonadales, Geminigeraceae. Gene Ontology annotation, cellular component: nucleus. The record is from RefSeq and is a predicted model, not a curated record. The transcript is spliced from 13 exons. Bases 1 to 4677 code for a protein of 1558 amino acids.
AUGCAGCAAGAGGUGGAUGAUGGAGAGGAGGAGGAGGAAGAGGAGGAGCAGGAGGAGAUGGGUGGAUGGAGACAGGCGGCAAUAAGGAGGAAAGCGCUGAUGAUGAAGCCGGUGGGGAAGACAAUAGCUCCCUCCAGCGUCAUGAAGAAGUUGAUGCUCAACGACACAUCUGAAGAAUCCCUGCUGAGACAACAACAGAAGUUCUUUGAGACCAAGGGAACACCUGCAGCGACUGUUGUACGGAAGAAGCAGGAGGAGCAGAUCGAACCAGCCAAAAAGCUUUCGAAGUUUGCGCAGCAACGGAGGAGCCAGAAAGAAAGGGAAGGAACUGCUGAGCAUGAAAGGAAGCCCUCGGCUCCCUCGGCAUCUCCCAUGGGAGGUGUCAUGGACAUGAAGAUCAUUGAGAAGAACACAAGCAACUUCGUGCCUGCUGCCCCGUCAUUGCGGACGACACCGUAUCCUAUAGCGAGCCAUCGAUCCGUCCAACCUGAGCACCCCGUCGCCGAGAGCUGCACGUCUGAAGUGCAGGAGAGGGCAGCGCAAGCUGACCCGGGGCCCAGCAUGGACUCUCGCAAGUCCGGUAAAAGUGUGAGGUGGAGUCAAGAGGGUGCUGCGGAACCUAGCAAGGGCUUGCCGUCUGCAGCGGAGAUCGAGAGCGAGAGCAGGAAGAUACUGCAAGGCAUGAGUGAGGAGGAGAAGACAUUGAUGCGCAGGGAAAUCGAGGCAAGCGUUGAUCCUGAGCUGUUGGCGAUGAUCCGAAGAAGAGCCGAGAGCAAGAAGCAGUCCAAGAGCGAAGCAGGGAAGGAGGUGGCAGCCGUUGCUCCAGCGCUGCCGAAGUUUGUCAAGGAGGGGAUGGCUGAAGGUUUGUUCUGUAACCUGCCUGAGCCGAGUGAAGAAGACAUUGCAAAGAUGCAGUGGAUGGGGGACUUGGAUGAGGACGAGGAGCACAAGGUUGUGGGAGACUCGAUGGAAGGGGAUGACGAGGUGGAGAGGUCGAAGAGGUUUGCUCAAGAGCUCGCAUCUAAAGACGUCGGCGACCUUCGGUUUGACUUCGAUGGGAACCUGAUGGCCCCGUCUCAGAAGAUCUCAGUGCAGGAGGGGCUGCACCAUCACGGGGACAAGCCAUCUGAGGCGGGAUACACCGUUGCAGAGUUGAUCCGGUUGUGCCGGAGCUCCUUCGCCGGGCAGCGGUCGAUCGCCAUGAAGACGCUGUCGAGCAUCUUCAGGAGGAUAGCGAAGGCAGGAGUGAAAACUUCGCUGCUCCUGCACCAUCUUCUCCAGAACGGUGCGGCAGUUGUGAUUCGAUGUGGGAUGGAUGACAAGAACGUGACGUACCUGCUCGAAUCUCUCCGAGCUGCUGUCCACCUCUGCAUCGCGUCUGUUCUCUCUCUCAAGCAGGAGGAAGAGAACGGCAGCUCGAACGCAAGGGAGGACGAGGAGUAUGGCGUGAGCGGGAGCAGUUGGAUGGGAUGGACUUUCUUGCAGAGCAAGGAUGUGCUUGAAGUGCAAUAUGUCUCCAUCCAGUACCGCGAGAGAGAAAUUUUCUUCACCCAGACCGCCCGUCAAGCUUCUCUGGUGGCGCAGAGCAAUCUUGCUAGCAAAGACAAGAGCACGAGCAAGAGCAAGGCAUCGUUCGGAUCACUGUCUGCAGAUGCGGAGGAAGAGCAGUUGCUAGCAGAACAAUCCAUCGCGCAGGCAGACCCCAUCGUAGGAUUGGUGAACAUGCAGACGUUGCCUAAGAUCGUCGCGCUUAUGCAAACAGCACAGAAUCUGAAUCUUCAGGUUCUCCUUCUACAGCUCCUUGCCCUUUUCAGUCAGCACUCUACCGGCUGCUGUGAGCAAGUCCAUAACACGCCGGGGCUGCUUGAUUUGCUGUAUGCUCACGUCGGCGCUCUCCCCGCCUCCAGCUCCACCAAGAGAGCAGAGGAGGAGAAGCAGCAGAUCCGAGUUGUCCUGCUCUCCUUGCGCAUAGUUAGGCUGCUCUGCCAGUCCUCGAGGACGAUCUGCCUUUCCCUGCUCCAGAGCGGAAUCUUCGAGCUGAUGAAACAGCACUUGUUGCCUUCGGAGACCGCUGGGACUCAGCAUGCUACUGUCCUCCACACAUUCUCUGGCCAGAAAAUCUCUUGGACGGCUGGGAAAUGUGCGAUAGCGGAGGAGGCGCUUUCCUGUUGGACCGUCUGCCUGUCCUACGGCAUCGGGGGAGACUCGUUUGCUGACUUUUCCAUCCUCCUCCAAACCUUCGUUGGGAGCUUUGCGGGGGCAAAGGACUCCAGCUCCUGCUUGGAAUGGCUGAGGGAGGAAGUGCAAGAGCAGGAGGAGGGAAAGGGGAAGAAGCGAAGGUCUUGUCACAGGACGAUGCUCGCAAGCCGCUCUCUGGUCGUGGUGGAGGAAGCAAUCAUUCUCGCGGCCAGCCAGCUGGGCGUCAGUUGGGCACACAUCAUGCCAUGGCUGGAAGUCUGCCAAGAGGUUGGAGGGGUGGUAAUGAACCGCCUUCUCCUCCUCCUUCGACGACCUCCCUCCUCCUCUUCCCCCUCCAGCAGAAACGACAAUACCACCACCAGCAACCUGAAGACUGAACGCAUCCUGAGUGGGGAGAUGAACUCUCUUUUCGUCCUCCUUACGCAAGUCUUCCAUGUUCUGUCAAGUUACUUCUCGUGCCUCGUUCGCGAUGAGAAGAUUUGUGUUGCAGAUGCAGUGGAUGUGGCAGACAAGUCCUUUGUGACUCUGUUGGGAGAUCAAGAGAUGGGAGGGAGCGAACAUGCAGAAUUGUUGUCGGUUGUCUUCGAGCAGAGCUACGGGAACAACAAGUUGGACGAAGAGACAUCGCAUGUAGUUCACAACUUCAUGCAUUCCUGUCUCAGAUUCUUGAACUCGAUCGCUCUCGUCGUUGAGAUUUCCUGCUCCCCUGAUUGCGCAUCGAGCAAGUCGCGAUCACUCGCGCAAGACUUCCUGGUCAAGCAUGCAGCUCGCUUCGGGAGCUCGCAAGGUCCCCUCCCUCUUCCUCGCUUCUCCUCUACCCUAUCUCAAGAGGAGGUUCAGCGAGAUGAGAGGAGCAGGCGACUAGUUCAGCUCCUCCGAGCCUUUCAUUCCCAGCAUGGAGACAGCCUGAAGAGAUGUUUGGAGGAUGCAGACAGUUUGAUAUCAAGAGACUUCAGCCUGUCACAUCGAUCGAAGCUUUUCCUCCUGACAGAGCUCAUGACGUGGUUCUCUUCUCCCUCCUCCUGGUUGGAAGACGACGAUGUACAUGUGGACGGGACGAGUCGACUUGAGUGUGUACGCGAAGGAGCGCGGGUCCUCACUUCUGCCGUCCGCGCAGGAGACGAGAUCUUGCUCCUUCCCGCUCUCGAGGUGAUGGUGGCUGCUGCUGCUGAGGGCAAGGACGCAGACAUGGCAGGGGUAGGGAGGCAGCUCGCCUGUAUGGACUCAAAAGAAAUAGCGCCUUCCCCUCGCAUCCUCUUCGACUUCUACGCUGACUGGCUGCUGAACCUUCUGAGCUCGGAGGGCGAAGGGAUCGUCAUGCUCUCCCGAGCUCUGUGGACUCGCGACAGUCUCCGCGUCCUUAGCCUCGCUCACCCCUGGUGCUCUUCCUUCCUCCCUUUGCAGCCGGACUUCCUCCUCCAACCCCUCCAUGCUGCCCAGAAGCAGAAGAACGAGGCCCAGGACCUCCACCUCCUCACGCCGACCAUGCAGAGAGCCUGUGUGUACACGCUCGGAACGCUCGCUCUUCUUCCUCGUGAGAUCGUCGUUGGCGUAAAGAGAGCAACAAGGAAGCAAAAGGAGACAGAGGGGAGAGGUGCGGAGGAGGAGGAGACGAGUCGGCUCUCCAUGCACGGGAUCAUCUUCUGCGAUGUAAUCUCGGUCUACCUGCUGGGAAAUGCCAUCUACAUGCACCAGCUGACAAGCAGCUUGAUGAGAAGACAGCUGGAGGAUAGCUUGUCGCCCUCCUGGACAUCAACGCUGACGAGCUGCGACAUUGUGGAGAGCUUGCAGCAGAUGCAGCAGCACAAGUCUCGGCAUCACCCGCGAGAGCUUUUCAUCGCACUAGCCCAGCAGUUCGCAGAAGACUCGUACGGAGAUGAGGAGUUUGCACAGGUGCUCCUCCUCUCCCUCCAAGUCAAGUUUCCAUCCGAGUGGCGCGCGCGUGUCCUUGAGAUCUUGUCCCCCUUCCUCCUCAGGAUGCUCCGACCGAAGAGGGAUGGCGUUCCAGGAGGAGUCCGAAGGUAUCUCUUUCCCCGCGAGACUUCUUUCGAGAUUACAGAAGACAACAAUCCCUUCCUCUUCUACUAUUGCCUCCAUCACCUAAGCAUGCAUCUGUUCCGAUGGGGGCAGGAGGAGCGAGAAAGGAAAGGCUCUAUUCGCGACCCUCGCUUUCUCCGCAGGCUCAUCCUUACCUCCUCACCCGGCCUCUACCACAAGGUUCUCAGCUUCCAACUCCCAGCAUGCCGCACAGAAGAGCAGCAGGACGACGAGAACUUCAUAGAGCAUAUUGUCCCGCUCUUGCAAGGGCUCAAGUCCCAGAGCUCCGUCCUCCCCUCCGACUUCAGCUCGUCGUCCCUUGGGAGACAAGUGAUCCAAGUCUGUGCGGAGGAGGAGACGUGCUACUCGAAGCUAGCAGGGGACAGGAGUCCUCUAGCAGAGGAGGUUCAUCGGCAGAUGGAGAGAGCAAGAAUCUGUUAA